This is a messenger RNA of Hymenoscyphus albidus, 2212 nucleotides long. NCBI's taxonomy places the organism in Eukaryota, Fungi, Ascomycota, Leotiomycetes, Helotiales, Helotiaceae. The record is from the annotation of a GenBank genome assembly.
GUCGUUCUUGCCUAGAACACUCGGAUCAUGACUGACACACCCACCUUCAAGAAUUGGUCCGCUUCAACAAAACCGCAAACACAGACAUCUUUCCAAAAAAGACACUCGCUUUUUGUUUAUUCAAUAGUCACUCGCUAUAUCUGCUUCGCAGUCUUACUUACUCAAGAGCCAUCCAUUCAACCCCUCAGUAGGUGCCUAUUUUGCUGCCUGAUCCACUUCAAUCAGGUGCCAGUUGACAAUGAAGACGGAUCUUUCAUCCCUCCAUUUCGCGCACAAUCCAAAUUGUGAUUGCGGAAUCGUGGAAGCAUAUGCGAACAAGAGACUCGCCGUCAGAGCCAGUCGUUUCUACAACGAAAGGUACUGCCUUCGUCGUCGCAAGAGCGCAAAAGGAUAUACCAUUCAUUUUCCUUACGAAAUCAAACGACUGGAAAGACCACGAAAGCUUAAUUUGGAUACGGAACACCCGGAGAAGUCCCCUAGUACCGCUACCAGUCAUCAAAAUACCCAUCAGAUCGACCCUCUGAAAUACGAUCCACGAGCUGAAUCAGUGAACGGCCGAUUGUCCUGUCUCAAACUCUGCGAAAGCUUCAAGUUUGCCGGUAAAUUCUUCGCCUCGGAACUAGAUGGUCUCCGAAUAUUCAGGGUAGAAUCGGAAGCGGUUCAGAAUGGGGAGUACACUGACGUACUUGACCCUCGACUUUGGACGACGAGAUUAUACCAGUUCCGUGACACAAUGGGGAGAUAUGCCGGCGCCCUUUUGGAGAAUGUGUCUAUGGCCGAGAUGCUAAUGAGUACUCGUUGUUCAAAGCAGUUCAGAGCUACUAGAGCGAGUGCUAUAUACAUGUGGUGGAGAAUUUGCAAGUUGAUCGACGACUUCUGUAUUGGUUGUGCUGAAAGGAGAAAGAAAGGCAUUUGGUUGGAAUAUGAGCAUCAAGCUUUUGUGAAAGAGGUGCUGAAGAUGAAGGAGUUGAUUGCUUACCUGUGGUAUGCUUUGGGGAUUGUUCUUUGGCUGGAUAUGCAAAAGCCUGAGGGCUUCCGAUGGAACGUAAUUCAUGUUCACCUGUAAGUCCAUCUAUACACUCUAAUUCAUUGAAUUUCUAAUGCGUAAUAGCUACGGCCAAUCUACUAGACUCCCCUCACGGAACGAAUAUACAAUCGGCCAUGAAGUCUUCAGUACAAUUCCAGACACAGCCAAGCUACCUUGUCUCACCUUUGAUGCGCCCCAAAACAUUCAUAGAAAUACUUCACAUGGCGAUACCACUGAAGAUGUUCAAGCGAAAGUACAUACCAUUGAUGAAGAAGUCUUUUGUAUUCUCAAGAACUCUACUGCCUGCUACACCGACUUUCAACGGAUAGCUAGUGGUUUUAUCGGCGCUGCGGGAAGCCCAGACAGUAGUUCAAUGAUGGAAAGCGAGAAGUGGAGCACUCCGACCUCACUCAGCUUUUCUACCAUUCCUGAAUUAGAGUCAGAGGGAGACCGAACUUCUGUUCAUGGAAACCGCUCGCACAUCAGCACCCCUACAAUGACUCCCAUCGGAACGCCCACAGAAACGGAGUUCAGUUGCAUAAGCGAGGGAUUUAAGGAUAUAGAGAGCCGCGAGGAAAUGAAUAUUCAACAGAAAAACGAUACAUACCUCUUGGAAUUCAACCCAGGAUUGGAACUGAAGACCCCUUCAUUUAAGGAAAAUUAUAUGAAUGAGAUUAUCAGGUACAAUUCCUCCACGACCUUGACGGUCAAUCCCAUAUUCCGUAAAUCGACUUCCAAACGAAAGUCUGACAAAAGAGGCUCGCCUGACAAAAGACACUCCAAGGAAUUGCUAAGUAAAGCCAGAAAGGUUCUGAAAAACCUGGAUAUCUUUGAGGUUCUGUUGGCAAGAUACAGGCGGUGGGGCUUCGACCGGGAUAGCUGGUGGAGUGAAUUUCGAAGCAAUAGUUGGAGUACGGUGAGUACGGAGAGGACCCAAGAAGAUAAUGAAUGGGAGAAUAAUCCCCUCGUCAGGAGUUAAGUGGAAAUUUAUCGAAGAGAGUGCCUCCAGUGUGGUUUCGAUCUUUGGAUUUGAGGGGUUGCUUGUGUAAAGUGUUGGCACGAUGGGGUUUGUUGUAUGCGGUUUUACUGCACGUAAAGAGCGCUGGUGGGGUGUGUAUGUAGAUUGAGGAUACCUGCUACGGGUAAGGCUUAGAAUAGAUUUUUAUAGCGAGAGGUUUUUGUGAG